AUGAUGUUUAAACAUUUUGUGGAGACCUAUGAAUUAAUUGAUCUUCCGCUCUUAAGGGGUGAAUUUACUUGGGGCAGUACAAGAGGAGAUGGUAUUUGGAGCAGGAUAGAUUGUUGGCUAUUGAAUGAUGAUGCAAUAAUCUAUUUUGAUGGAGCCAAUCAAUCGGUAGAAGACUGGAGUGUCUCAGACCAUAGACCGGUAUCAUUAUCUUUGGGGUCAAAUGAUUUUGGCCCUAAACUGUUAUGUUUCUUUAACUAUUGGCUGCUGGAAGACGGGUUCAAGAAGAUGGUGGAAGGGUGGUGGUGCUCGGCGGUAGUGGAAGGGUGGUCCAGCUUUGCUCUAAUGAAGAAACUAAAAGGGCUAAGGACUAAAAUCAGGGAGUGGAACAAAAGUAGAGGAGUUUGGGGGUCCGAAAAAAUUAAAGUACUCGAAGAUCAGCUGCAAGAGGUGGUAAAUCGAAUGGAGAGAAAGGGUAUUGAUAACCAGCUGCGUAAGGAGAGGCUGGAAACGUUGAAUCAGCUUUGGAAAGAAUACAGAGUUCAUGAGAGCCGAAUGUUACAAAAAUCCAGAAUCCGAUGGAUUAGGGAAGGGGAUCGGAAUUCAAGCUUCUUUCACAGAGUUUGCAAGGUGAGGGAGGCACGAAAAAAUCUGACUCAUCUAGUUUAUAAUGGGGAAGAUCUGAAUAACCCGACAACAAUUAAACGUGCCCUCUUCUCUCACUUCAACAACUUCUUUAAGCAAGAGGGUAGAACGAAGGUAGUAAUCCGAUGUCCAAAUUUGCCUAAGCUAAGCACGACUAUGAGGGACUUGCUCGAGGAGGAAUUCUCUGAAGCGGAAAUCUGGGAAGCAGUUAAAUCCUGUGACGGAAACCGUGCGCCUAGGCCAGACGGUUUUAAUUUCACCUUCUUCAAAGAGUUUUGGAGCAUUAUAAAAGAUGAAAUUGCCCUGGUAUUCCACGAUUUCUACUCUCAUGGAAAAUUGGUGAGAGGGCUAAAUGCUGCUUUUAUUACCUUGAUACCAAAAUCGGAUGAUCCUUGUUCAGCUUCAGACUUCAGGCCAAUAAGUUUAAUAGGCAGUGUCUACAAACUAAUUGCCAAAGUAUUGGCUAGACGUUUGCAAUUAGUAAUGCCGGGCAUUCUCACUGAAAACCAGUUUGCAUUUACAAGGGGUCGCCAGAUUUCAGAAUGCAUAAUGAUUGCGAAUGAAAUUGUGGAUGUGAUGUCUAAAUGUGAGGAUGGGGGAUUGAUGCUGAAAAUUGACUUUGCAAAAGCCUACGACAAUGUGGACUGGAAUUUUCCUAUUGGCACUAUGAAGGAAAUGGGGUUUGGGAGGAGAUGGAUGACAUGGAUCCAUGGGUGCAUCUCAUCAGCUACGCUUGCUGUGUUAGUGAACGACUCGCCGACAGAUUUCUUCGCUAUUGAGAAAGGGUUGAGACAAGGAGACCCACUCUCCCCUUUGCUCUUUAACAUAUGCGCGAAUGUUCUAUCGUGUAUGCUAAACCUGCUACUGCAAGAUGAACACUACUGUGGCUUCAAAUUAGGUGAGGAAUUAACCAUGAACCAUCUCCAAUUCGCAGACGAUACGCUCGUAUUUUGUGAAAACAGUCCUAUACAGCUAGGUAAAAUAAAUGAUACCUUGGAGGCAUUUCUUUGGGCAUCUGGGUUGAAGGUGAAUCUCACCAAAUCGCAGUUGUUUGGGUGCAAAAUCUGCCCGGAAAGGGUGACUGAGCUGGCUAAGAUAGCUGAGGUUAGUGUUGGUCAAAUACCGUUCAUUUAUCUUGGGGUCCCCCUUGGUGGAAAUCCUAGAAGAAAACAAGCCUGGAUGCCCCUAAUAGAGAAGAUGAGGGUCAGAUUGAUUCCCUGGCGAUCGAAAUUUCUCUCUCUGAGUGGGAGACUUGUGAUCCUUAAGGCUAUUAUCGCUGCGGUCCCUAUAUACUACAUGUCAAUUUUUAAAGCACCUGUGGGAGUGGUAGUUCAGUUUGAGAAAUUGAUGAGAUCAUUCCUCUGGGGCAACAGGGAGGGUCAACGGAAAGUGAGCUGGGUAGCAUGGGAGCAGAUAUGCAAAGCUCAACAAUAUGGUGGUCUUGGAUUAGGAUUUAUGGGAUGGAAAAAUAAGGCUUUGCUCCUCAAAUGGGCUUGGCGAUUUGGUACUGAAAAAAAUGCGCUGUGGAGGAAAGUGGUCUGUACAAAAUACGGGUGGGAUAACAGAUGUUUGAUCCUUCACUCAGUGGUUGAUCGCUACAAUGACUGCUCUUAUGUUUGGCAAGAUAUUCUGAAGACUUUAUACGAGGACUCGAUCUUAGCCAAAGCUUUCCGGAAUCAAAUCCGAUGUAAAGUGGGAAGUGGAAGUGCGGUGCGGUUUUGGCUUGACCCGUGGGUUGCGCAAGCUCCUCUCCAUCUGACCUUCCCUCGGAUCUAUGCUUUGGCGGUUAAGAAGGAUGCUUUUGUUAAUGAGAUGGGAAUAUGCCUACAGAGAGUGUGGACAUGGUCUAUAGAGCUUCGAAGACAUUGCUUGGGAUGGGAAACUGAUGAAGAAAGUUGUUUCUACAGCACAAUAAAUUCCUAUCUCCCAAGUAAAGGGGAAGAUGGUAUUUUCUGGCAAGGUGAUCAAAGAGGCCUCUUCUCAUUUAAAGCUAUUUGCAUUCUAGCAGAACAAAACACCAUGAAAAGUGAUGAAUUCAAGGUACCAAAAAGGAUUCGUAAAGUUGUACCACCAAAAAUCAGCAUAUUUGUAUGGCAAGCAUCCUUGAACAGAAUUGCUGUGAGGGAAAAUCUAGUAAAACGUGGGUUGUUAGUUGAGAAUCAGGGGAGAUGUAGUUUGUGUGGGUUGGUUAUGGAAUCAACGAAGCAUCUAUUACUGCAUUGCACAAAAAUCUGGAAACUCUGGUGUGAUAUUAUGAAUAGGGAAGGUUUGGUGUGGUGCUGCCCGGAACAAUUGGAAAGCUUGCUGAUUGAAUGGCCUGAACUGUGUGCCAAAUCUGAUGGUACCCUAUGGGAACUCAUUCCAUAUGCAUUGAUGUGGUCUGUUUGGUUAAGUAGGAAUGAUCUGAUAUUUAACAAUAAGCCAUUUUCGAUGGAAGCCACUUGGGACUUGCAUUUAUCCCGAAUAUCUUGGUGGGUAAAAGCUUGUUGGAGGGACUGUUCUUACACAGCGAGUGACUUCCUUCUGAACUUUGAGAAUUUAAGGCUCAAUGUGAGGGCUGUUAGGAAUCGGAAAAAUGGAUGGUUUCCUCCACCGGUAGGCGUUCUGAAAUUUAAUGUGGACGGCUCUGCACUAGGAGCCCCGGGCAGAAGUGGAGUGGGUGGUGUUCUCAGAAAUUCAAGAAGGCAAAUUAUUGGGGUAUUCUCCAAGGCUGUGGGAGAACUUUGGGCCUACGAAGCAGAGGUGAAAGCCAUUCUCCAAGCUUUAAUCUUUUGCAAACAAUAUCACCUAAGGCACAUCCAAAUUGAAAGCGACUCAACGAUUGCAGUAGGCUGGACCUUGAACCAGGUAAACAGGCCUUGGAAACUGAUUCAAGACCUCAAUUUAAUUGAUGCACUAUGUGUAGAGGUGGACUGUAUUAGCAUCAGCCACAUUUAUCGGGAAUCAAAUCCUUUAGCUGAUUAUUUAGCGAAAUCAGGAUGUUGGAGAGAGCUGCAUAUCUGGUCUUACUUUGCUGGUUUAGACACUGCUAAUGAAAUCUUAAGGCAAUGA
Messenger RNA from Lotus japonicus, 3693 nucleotides. RefSeq lists its product as uncharacterized. NCBI's taxonomy places the organism in Eukaryota, Viridiplantae, Streptophyta, Magnoliopsida, Fabales, Fabaceae. Gene Ontology annotation, molecular function: RNA-DNA hybrid ribonuclease activity; nucleic acid binding. Bases 1 to 3693 code for a protein of 1230 amino acids. The record is from RefSeq and is a predicted model, not a curated record. The transcript has a single exon.